Adineta ricciae is the source of this 591-nucleotide messenger RNA. NCBI's taxonomy places the organism in Eukaryota, Metazoa, Rotifera, Eurotatoria, Adinetida, Adinetidae. The record is from the annotation of a GenBank genome assembly.
AUGAUUGAAUCAUCGAAUGGAAAGUUAUCAUCCUUGGGACGACCCAUUUGGCUUCAAAAAGUCAUUAGUUUCUAUUCACGAAAACUUCAUUUCAUUGUCAUUCCUAUUGGAAUCAUUGUGGCUGCCAUUCAUCUCAAAUUUGCCAUUCAAUAUUUCGAUCAAUGUCCAAUACAACCAAUGAUACCCAUUUAUAUGAUUGUUCAUGCUGCAAUUCAUCUCACAUUGAUGAUGGUUGGUAUUUGUGGAAUAAUCAAUGUCCGAUGCAACUUUCCUCGUGAUACACAACAAUCCAGUCCAAUUGGAGUUGCCAUUCUCGUCAUUAUCCUGGUUUCUGUGUUAAUUAUGUCUUUAUUUAGUUUUGCUUGGUUAAUUACUGGUUCUGUUUGGGUAUUUGGUGCAAAAGCGGAUGGGGUUCAAGGAGAUAAUCCAAAUGAUACAAAUACAUAUUGUCAAUCUGAACUGUUCAGAGCUGCUUUCGUUCUUUUGAUCGUCAAUUACGUUCUACAUGUUGUUAUCAUAUCUCUGAUUAUUAUGAGACGUUUCUGUUGUAAACAACGAGCAUCAAAUUCUCCAGACGCAUUCAAUAUGUAG